Molecule: messenger RNA, 987 nt
Organism: Tribolium castaneum (red flour beetle)
Lineage: Eukaryota; Metazoa; Arthropoda; Insecta; Coleoptera; Tenebrionidae
Product: larval cuticle protein A1A-like
Exons: 2
Coding region: 114-917 (267 amino acids)
Cellular component (GO): extracellular matrix
Source: RefSeq, a predicted model, not a curated record
CAGGAUCGGGGUUGCAACACAACUGUUGCAACCACACCUUAAUAAAUUUUGUAUAAAAAUCAAAAAAUUGCACCCAUUCUGCACACUCAACAGUUGGUGGCAAAGUAAGCAACAUGGCAUUCAAAUUCGUUGUAUUCUCAACCCUUUUGGCUUUGGCCCGUGCUGGCGUUCCCGCUCUUCACGCCGCUCCCGCCCUCUCCUACGCCGCCCCCAUCGCUCGUGCCGUAGCCCCCGUUGCUUACGCCGCCCCCGUGGCUAGAGCCAUAGCCCCAGUUGCUUACGCCGCCCCUGUUGCCAGAGCUGUAGCUCCAGUAACGUACGCCGCCCCCGUAGCCAAAGCCGUAGUCGCCGAGCCCUAUGCCCCAGCUCACUACGACUUCGGAUACGCCGUCAACGACCCCCACACUGGAGACAGCAAGAGCCAGCACGAGUCUCGCCGUGGGGACGUUGUCCAAGGCGCUUACUCUUUGAUUGACUCUGAUGGCACCAGACGUGUUGUCGAAUACGCCGCCGACCCCAUUCACGGUUUCAACGCUGUUGUCCACAAGGAGCCUUUGGCUGCUCCUGUUGCCGUUGCUCCCGUGGCCAGAGUCGCCGCUCCCGUUGCUGUAGCUGCCCCUGUUGCUAGAGUUGCCGCUCCCGUUGCUGUAGCCGCCCCCGUUGCCAGAUUUGCCGCCCCUGCAGUUGCCCAUUACGCCGCCCCUGCUGUCGCCCAUUACGCCGCCCCCGCUGUUGGAUACAGUGGUUUCGGUUACGCCAGAGGCUUGGGAUACGCUAGAGGUUUGGGAUACGCUGGAAGUUUGGGAUACGCUAGAGGUUUGGGAUACGCUGGAAGUUUGGGAUACGCCAGAGGCUUGGGAUAUGCUGGAGGGUUAGGAUAUUCCGCUGGAUUGGGCUACUCUAAAGCUCUUCUUUAAAUAUUGUUAAGACUGUUGUUGGUUAUUUGAAGUUUGUACAAAUAAUUAAAUGAGAAAUUAGAAACAUUAA